GGUGUUGAUUUAAGUGCUUUGCCUGAAAGUGAGGAUGCUAUAAAUACAUUGCUGUAUCAGUUGAUUAUUUCAGCAAAUAUAUUGUAGCCAUGCCUUUAAAAGAUAAAACAGCAAAAUCGGUAUCGCGCUUCCUUUACUCGUUACCAUGCACACAUGGUAGGGCCAAAGUAUAAUAAAUUUGAUUGACGAGGAAGAGGAUAUUGAUCCUGACAAUGUACCUGAAGCAGAUAUCUUGUUUUCAAGAUACAGUUUCCAGGAUGAAUGAUAUUCAUGAGAUAGCUGCUGGCAAUAUAGAUCUUGCUCAGCUUAAACAGCAGAGGGAUUAUAGAAGUCGUAAUGCUGGUAGAAAUAACCAUUAUUUAGUCAAUGAUCAAGUGCUUAUUUGGAACUACCGUCGGGCUGAUAGGAAAGGUGGCAAAAUGACCAGACCUUGGAUGGGUUCUUAUACAAUAGUUAGGAUUCUUAAAAGUAACAACUUAAUAUCAACUCCAAAAAAAAUUAUGACGGAUUUUGAAAUGGCCAGUGUAAAAGCUUUCAAUGAAGUGUUUCCCAAUUCGCAACACAAAUGUUGCUAUUUCCAUUUUGGCCAAUCCUUUUGGCGAAACAUUCAAAAAUAUCCAGAAAUAUCGCAUAAAUAUAAAACAGAUGUAGAAUUUAAUAUACAACUUAGAAUGAUGGUUUGUUUGGCGUUUGUGCCACCCUUAAAUGUAGUUGAAACAUUUGAAUUACUAAUAAACUCCGAAUUUUAUUCUAAUAAUCAAUUGUUACUUCAGCCUCUAAUUGAAACUUUUGAAAAAGCUUAUAUUGGUAAAACGUUUGGAAGAGGCAGAUUACCUGCUUUGUUUAAUAUUGAACUCUGGAAUUGUUACCAAUCAACACUGAACGGGGAAGCGAAAACCAACAACGCGGUUGAAGGGUGGCAUAGAUGCUUCAGUUCCCUCCUAACAAGUUACCAUCCAAACAUGUGGAAAUUUAUAUCAAGCUUAAAAAAACAACAAGGGUUGACAGAGUUAAAAAUUGCUCAAUAUAAUUCUGGUGAAACACCCUCUACCCCGAGAAAAAAAUAUCGAAAUCUACAUGCGAGAAUAGUAACAAUUGUUUCUGACUUCGAAAAUCGAUCAAGAUUAGAUUAUCUUAAAGGAAUCGCUAUUAAUAUAACAUUGAAUGUUUAA
This is a messenger RNA of Gordionus sp. m RMFG-2023, 1172 nucleotides long. RefSeq lists its product as uncharacterized. The transcript is spliced from 4 exons. The record is from RefSeq and is a predicted model, not a curated record. NCBI's taxonomy places the organism in Eukaryota, Metazoa, Nematomorpha, Gordioida, Chordodea, Parachordodidae. The coding region runs from base 213 to 1172 and encodes 319 amino acids.